Molecule: messenger RNA, 1164 nt
Organism: Teleopsis dalmanni
Lineage: Eukaryota; Metazoa; Arthropoda; Insecta; Diptera; Diopsidae
Exons: 4
Coding region: 75-1046 (323 amino acids)
Source: RefSeq, a predicted model, not a curated record
GUUAGUUUCAUAUAUUUUGUCCUAGAAAACGUACAGAAAUCAUAUGAUUAUAUUUUCUACAAAUACUUGCGAAAAUGUCACGUAGAAAGCCAAUACACAUGCUUGAUGUGGUGGGUAAUCUGGACAGUAAUAUUAUUACUGCAAUUCCGGAAUAUAUAGUUUCAAAGGAGUCCGAUAAGAAAAACAAUAUAAAACCACCUAACGAGGAUGCUUUUGUUGAAACGCCUCAAACGUUCUACUUAUCUUGCCUGAGAGAAUUUAAUACGUUGGUAGAAGCUCAAAAUGCGCAGAUGGAAGAGAAUCGGCGGUACGACAUAAUGAAUGCACACCACAAUGCAGAAAUCUGCGCGGAUCAACGAUUAUUGAGAGAGAAGUUCAUUAAAUGCACCUCGAAACUCAAGGAACUAAGACAAAAAGAAGAAACAACUCGCCUUAUAAUCGAAGAGCACGCCCUAGAGCAGAAGUUGAUGAAAGACAAAUCAGAGGAACAUAGAGUCAGCAUCAAAACAUUGAAGAUUUUUCGCACGGAAUUCCAGCAAACCCUUCAGCGUUAUGUCCUUUAUGAAAAUUUUAUGAAAGAUUUUCUAAAGGAUCAUCCAAAAUACGGUACCUCUGAGCAAUUUAUCAAUUCCAUGGAUGCGCUAAUGUUGGCGAAUGUUGAUAUCAACAGCAUGAAUGAACAACUUGUACAGAGCAUCAGUGACAUGAAGUCCGAAUUAGUGACUAUAACUCGAGAUAUCGCCAACUCAAUUUUGUCAAUGAAAAAUGAGUUGGAUUUCUUUCAACGUGCUUUUGUUAAGGUUUGUCAUGAGGUUGCAGAUAUGGAGGAAAAUCUUUCGAAGAUAAGAACUGCCUGGAUUAAGAGGCAAAACGAAAAGAAUCGUAUGGGAGAAGGGCUGUAUAAUUUAUACAGCUUGCUUUGCCGUCGAAGAAAUAAGUACACAGAUUUACGCACAACAGAGAUUGAGAAAAUUUGUGAAUUUGUGAAGCAUGAAUAUGAUGUAUUGCACUUUACCACUUCUCAUAUAGAAGAACCCUGCGAAUAAUAUCAUAAUAUUAUUCAACAAAAUUAAACAAAAUUAACAAAAUAUAUUUUAUAAACUCUUUACAUAUUUUAUUAAGUUAUUCGUAAUAAUAAAUGGAACACACGUAUACUCUCUCGAG